Durusdinium trenchii is the source of this 1155-nucleotide messenger RNA. NCBI's taxonomy places the organism in Eukaryota, Dinophyceae, Suessiales, Symbiodiniaceae. The record is from the annotation of a GenBank genome assembly.
AUGAUGCCUGAAGGGCAGUGUCCUGUGUGCUUGCAAAAGCACGAUGGAGACGGACCUUGGUGGAGGUGCUCACCUUGCGGCUCUGAACUUUGCCGCUUUCGUUUUGAAGAGACCUGCAGUUUGACAGGCGUCUUGCAGGACCCCCAUGUCGUGUCUCUGCAUUUGUCCUUGGCGUCCGUGGCAGCAGAGGCUUGCCUUUUGGAGCCCUUUCCACAAUCAGGAGAUGGGCGCGAUGGAUGUGGCAAGCUGGGCACAGUGAGGUCCGCCUCUGCCCAGUCCGCUACAGUCCGGUCUGGAGGCUUCCUUGGCUGGUUGUUUGAAGAGCCAUCUGGAGAGGUCAUCACUAAGGCUGCCCCCUGUGCCCAAUGCAGCACCAUGUCUGCAUUGCUUGCGAAGUUUCCAGCAGCAGAAGAGCUUUGUCAGGCCAAAGACCUUGAAUUACAUCAAAUGCUGGAGCAAAGAGGCCCCAACAGUUCUUCGGUGCUGCGACUCUUGAUGGCUAGUUGCCCACUUGUGCUGCAGUCGCUUGAGAGGCCUGAGCAGCAACUUGGCCUGAUCACUGGGCCAAGGGUGCUGGAGUUGGCCGUGCUGCAGGCGGCACCUGCACAGGAAGCUGUCUUUCGCUGCCGCCGGAAGCAGUUUGGCAGCAGCUUUGGUCUCCACGGCAGUCCUCUGCGAAACUGGUAUUCGAUCAUGCGCAAUGGCCUGCGGAUCCUCUCUCACACCGAGCUGAUGGGAAGUGGCGCUCGAUUUGGGCCAGGUGUUUACCUGGCAGACAGAGUGUCGACGGCACAGCACUAUUGUGCUGGCUUUGCAGGAAGCCGCUACAAGAACAAGCUUGGCGAGGCUCUUCAAAUUCUGGCGGUGGUCGAGUACAUUAAGGACCCUGCUGCGCAUCAAGCCCAUAGCGAGGGCAUCACCACAGUAUCGGAUGCCAGCGCAGUCAUGCUGCGUUACUUGUUGGUCUAUGGUUUGUCCAGCCACAUUGUUGUAGACAAGCUGGACGAAGCAGAGGUGAAGCGGCGCUGGACACGGCUUCUGGAUUUAAAAGCACCGAGUGCUUUGAUGCUCGUUCGUUGUUGGACUACCACUUGUCUCGCAUGCUUUGGGAGCUUGCGUUUUGGGAGUAGUAACAUAAAUCAAAAUCAUAAAUAA